Messenger RNA from Suillus fuscotomentosus, 1707 nucleotides. Its product is annotated as amino acid permease-domain-containing protein. The record is from RefSeq and is a predicted model, not a curated record. The transcript has 12 exons. Gene Ontology annotation, cellular component: membrane. Gene Ontology annotation, molecular function: amino acid transmembrane transporter activity. Lineage: Eukaryota; Fungi; Basidiomycota; Agaricomycetes; Boletales; Suillaceae. Gene Ontology annotation, biological process: amino acid transmembrane transport. Bases 1 to 1707 code for a protein of 568 amino acids.
AUGAGCAACAUUGAAAAAGAUGCAGAACUUCCAGAGGAGGCUCCAGUGGAUGACGAAGUUGCAUCUAAGGCCUUGCCUAGCAGUGUUUGGAAGAGAUUUGUUGUUGGGUCCAGCAACGCGCCUGCUGAGAAUGAAACAAAGAGGGUAAUGCAAAGCAGGCACCUGAUGAUGAUCGCAAUCGGAGGGACCAUUGGGACGGGUAUUUUCUUGAGCGCUGGAUCUGCUAUCGCUUUGGCCGGGCCAGGAAGUGCUCUGCUCUCGUAUGUUGUUGUUGGGAUGUUUGUGUACAGCGUCGUGAUCGCUUUGGGCGAAAUGUCUGCCAUGUUCCCCGUAUCAGGCGCUUUCUCCGUCUUUGGAAGUAGAUUCGUCUCUCCCGCGCUAGGAUUUACGUUGGCCAGCGAGCUGACUGCGGCUGCGAUCAUCCUACAGUUUUGGGCGCCGCAAGUCCAAGCCUGGGAAUGGGCCCUCGUCAUUAUUGUCCCUGUUUUCUCACUUCAACUGAUCCAUGUUCGAGCUUACGGAGAGUCUGAGUACUGGUUCGCUCUCGUCAAGGUCCUUAUGAUCAUAGUUUUCAUCUUUGUCGGGCUCAUCUACGACUGGGGUGGAAUAAAAGGACAUCCUGGACCCGGUUUGUCGAAUUUUCAGAACGGCCAAGCUUUCAUCGGUGGCUUCCAAAAUUUCGCUCAGACUUUCGUUUAUGCCUUUUACUCUUUCGGUGGUGUUGAACUGGUGGCAGUUGCCGCGGGAGAGUCCGUUCGACCUCAUAAAACCGUCCCUCGGGCUAUCAAGGCUACUUUCCUCCGGAUAGUCCUUUUCUACAUCUUGACCAUCCUGACCAUCGGACUUUGCAUCAACUGGCAAGACCCUACCUUACUCCGUGCAGCAGACGAGUCGGAUGUGACAGCCUCUCCACUGACUGUGGUGUUCCAGCGUGCUGGGUUUGGUGCUGCUGAACACGUCGUGAAUGCUGUCCUCUUGACCGCGGUUUUAUCCGCCACAAAUUCGUGUUUCUACGCAAGUUCACGCAUGCUUCUCUCAUUGGCCAGAUCUGGUCAGGCCCCUCGCAUCUUUGGCUGGGUAGAUGGCCGAGGCGUUCCUGUGCCUGCGCUCGUCAUGGCGCUUGCAGUAUCAUUCAUAACAUUCCUUACGACAAUCUGGGGGGAGGGGGUCGUGUUCACUUGGCUGCUCAAUCUCACAGGAAUAUCAGCCUUGCUUGUGUGGUGCUCAAUAGGUCUCAUUUCUCUGCGUUUUCGUGCAGCAUAUCGAGCUCAGGGGCGCUCGUUGUUGGAUUUGCCUUAUACCCAGCCUUUAUUCCCGUUGUUGCCUGCUGGAGUCGUAGUGCUAGCCUUACUGAUGUUCAUUGCGGAAGGAUAUUCGGCGGUCAAAGAACAGCCAUUGCAAGCCGAGAACGUCAUCGCCACAUACAUCGGUGUUGCCCUUUACGUUGUCCUAUACCUCGGCUACGCCAUCUACGAGCGAUAUGGACUUGGAAUCCGGCAACAUUUCGUGCCGUUGCUUGAGGUAGACUUACAAACUGAUGCUGUUUGGAAACCUGGAGAAGGUGCAAUGAUCCGAGAUCAUGAAGGCAAGGAUGAGGAGGCUGCUGUUGCGUACGUUGGAGGCGCCAAAGCUUUCCUUUACAAAGCGAAGCCAUCCGCAGGCCAUGGCAAAACAUCCGCUGUGGGCAUCUUGUGGCAAAGCGCCUGA